Molecule: messenger RNA, 3693 nt
Organism: Verruconis gallopava
Lineage: Eukaryota; Fungi; Ascomycota; Dothideomycetes; Venturiales; Sympoventuriaceae
Exons: 4
Coding region: 293-3115 (940 amino acids)
Biological process (GO): protein O-linked glycosylation via mannose
Cellular component (GO): membrane; endoplasmic reticulum
Molecular function (GO): dolichyl-phosphate-mannose-protein mannosyltransferase activity
Source: RefSeq, a predicted model, not a curated record
GGCGUCCUUCGACGACAGUAUCCAGAAAGGCGACCAUUCUCCUGCGUCUCGGCUGAAGGAUAACCACCCAAAAAGUUUCCAGUUCGACUUCUUUUGCUUUUCGUUUCCUCAUCUUCACUUCUUUCGUUUCGUUCGCUUUCGGCCCUUUCUCGCUGCUUUCCCAUCCGGCCUCGAGCGCAGCUUACCACAUGCGCUUGCUUUGAGCCUCAUUUUUUCUUUCUGUGCAAACUAUCAGCCGAGCGAGAAACCCCGAGCCAGCCGCUCCGAGCCAGAAUCGCCCUGUUUCGCGAACAUGUCAACAAAAGGCAGCGUGUCCGCUGGCCUUGAGGAGCCAAAGAAGAAACGCAAUGCGAGCAGAUCUCCGGCUCGCAAGCCCAAUGGCGCAUCCAAGGCGAAGCCUGCGCCGCCCCAGAGCUACAAGUCCGAGGGUGUGGGCGACUACGAUAUAUUCAAUCUACCUAGCUCAGACUGGCAAUUACUGGGCUUGAUCACCCUUGUGGGUGCGGUCGUGAGAUUGUGGAAGAUCACUGAGCCAAGCAGUGUUGUCUUCGACGAGGUUCACUUCGGUGGUUUCGCGUCGAAGUACAUCAAAGGCAAGUUCUUUAUGGACGUACACCCCCCUUUGGCGAAGCUUCUCAUCACACUGGCUGCUUGGCUUGCUGGUUUUGACGGCGAGUUUGACUUCAAGGACAUUGGCAAGGACUAUCUCGAGCCUGGCGUACCGUAUGCGGCAAUUCGUAUGCUACCCGGUGUCUUAGGUGUCCUGACAAUUCCAAUUAUAUUCUUGGCGCUGAAGGCGCGAGGCUGCAGAACGACAACUGCAGCUCUCGGUGCUGGUCUUCUCAUUUUCGAGAAUGGAUUGAUCACACAGUCGCGUCUCAUCCUGCUUGAUUCACCACUCGUCUUUUUCACAGCUCUCACCGACCUCGCUUUCACCUGCUUUACGAACCAGCACGAACAAGGGCCUGAGAAGGCUUUCCAGCCGCGUUGGUGGUUCUGGUUGGCAUUUACAGGUCUGUCGCUAGGAGCGACGGCAAGCGUCAAAUGGGUCGGACUGUUUACGAUUGCCUGGGUCGGUUCUCUCACACUCGUACAAUUAUGGGUCCUGCUUGGUGAUACGACUACGGUGACGCCUCGCCGGUGGUUCAAACACUUCUUUGCGCGUGCUUUCUGCCUGAUCGUGAUUCCUGUUGCUUUCUACAUGGCCAUGUUCGGUAUCCAUUUCUUGUGCUUGGUCAACCCUGGAGAAGGCGAUGGCUUCAUGUCGUCGGAAUUCCAGGCUACUCUCAACGGGAAAAGCAUGCAGAACGUGCCAGCUGAUGUGGCCUUUGGAAGUCGCAUUCAGCUAAGACACCAUAAUACUCAAGGAGGUUAUCUGCAUUCUCACAACCACAUGUAUCCGACCGGGAGCAAGCAGCAGCAGGUGACUCUGUAUCCACACAAGGACGAGAACAAUAUCUGGCUGGUGGAGAACCAGACUCUGCCUGAGGUCGAGCCUAAGGUUGAGGGACCUUUCGCGUGGGACAAUUUGAACGUGACGAAGAUUAAGAACGGCGAUGUGAUUCGUUUAUAUCAUCUUAUGACCCACCGUCGCCUUCAUUCUCACGACCAGAGACCGCCCAUCACUGAAGCUGAUUGGCAGCAAGAAGUAACGGCGUACGGUUAUGAAGGUUUUGAAGGCGAUGCGAACGACUUUUUCCGCGUCGAGAUCGUUCCCAGUAUGUCCGUGGGGAAAGGCAAGGAAUAUCUCCGCACGAUUGAAAGUAAAUUCAAGCUUGUUCACAUUAUGACUGGUUGCGUGCUCUUCUCGCAUAAGGUCAAGCUUCCGGAUUGGGGCUUUGAGCAACAGGAAGUUACCUGCGCCAAGGGCGGCACUCUGCCUAACAGCGUCUGGUAUAUUGAGGGCAAUCAACACCCGAAGAUUGGCCCAGACGCCGAAGUAGUGAACUACAAGAAGCCCAACUUCUUCGCUAAGUUCUGGGAGCUGCAGAAGGUCAUGUGGAGGACAAACGCUGGUUUGGUCGAGUCGCACGCCUGGGAUUCCCGCCCACCUUCAUGGCCAAUCCUCCGUCGAGGCAUCAACUUCUGGGGUAAGGACCACCGCCAGAUCUAUCUCAUCGGUAACAUGUUCACUUGGUGGAGUGUCUCUGCGGCUAUUCUCUUCUACGUUGCGGUCAAGGGUCUAGCUAUCCUCCGCUGGCAGCGGGGCUUCCCUGACUACAAGUACAUUCCAUUCAAGCGAUUUGACUAUGAAGUCGGAACUACAAUCCUCGCCUGGGCCCUGCACUACUUCCCCUUCUACCUCAUGGCCCGUCAGCUGUUCCUGCAUCACUACUUCCCGGCACUGUAUUUCGGCAUCAUCGCCAUGGCUCAAAUUUAUGACUUCAUCUUUGGCCGCUUCAACCUUGGCCCACUUCGUCAACCUGUGGUCCGGCAAACCGUGGCUGUUGCCGCGCUGGCAAUUGCUAUUUUCGUCUACACGCAGUACAUGCCUCUUGCCUACGGCAGCAAAUGGACCAAGGCUGAGUGUCAGAAGGUUAAGCUCUUCGACACGUGGGACUGGGACUGUAACAACUUCCUUGACUCAUACGCGGCGUAUGACAGCCUCCCAAAGACCGUCGACGGGAGCAUCCCAUCAUCCGCAGCACCGAAGGUGGAGGAUGUCAAAAAUGACGCGCAUGUCACGCCACUGAAGGAGCAGCCACAUCCAGUCCCCGUGCAAGGUGCUCCGCAAGGAGGUAAGAUUGUCCACAGAGAAGAGAAGGUUGAAUAUAGGGAUGAGAAUGGGCGGCUGCUUGGACCUGAGGAAGUGGAGGCAUUGAAGGGCAAAGUCAGCUUCCAGACUCGCUACGAGACUCGAACUAGAAUCGUGGACGCGGCUGGCAACGUGCAGUACGAAGGGCCCAUCGAAUCGGCCCCUGCACCUCCUCACCCAGAUGUGGAGGGCAGCAACCCAGAUACCAAGAACGCCGCCGCCGCCCAGGGUGAUGCCAGCAAGCAACCUCCACACGUGCAAGCUGGCUCUGCCAAGGACGAGAAGAGCAUCGCAGAGCAGGAACGAAAGGCCAAGCCCGCCAGCGAACCUAAGAACGAGGCUACGGCCGGUCAGAAAUGAACGCAUCAAAGGCCCCAUGGCAAACACGCAUGCGCACACAACCACUAGGUAUGAGUUAACGUAUAAUAGAAGGGUUUUUUUUUCCUUAUUUUACAACAUCUUGCACCCACACGGGAGGGUUUCUCCCACAACAGCGAGAAGGGAAAAAAACGAAAAGAUUAUAAAAAGGCUACCUAAUUCAUCAGUUUUGUUAAAACUGUAAACCCCUCCACGUAUUGGGAGAGAUCUUUUAUUUGCGGGGCUUCUCCUUCUCUCUUCUUUUGUUACUCUUUUCCUCUUUUUUUGUCACUUAUGUAUCCUGCCCAAACCUGCGCUUUUGGCAGUUUCUUCUUUUUCCGAUCAACGGAUUUGAUUUGUGCUCUGGGCAAUGGUGGAGUCUAGGCAUGUUUAUCGCGGCGAUGUGGUAAGGAAGCGGGAUCUACUUUCGUAUGUAUGAUAUUCUACAUUACGGGUCCGUGUGACGGUUGAAGAGGAGAGGGAUUAAAAAUGUAAGCGUGGGUGUAGGAUUCUUGGGCUUAUGGUAACAGCUCUGGAACUGCAUUCAGAUAGUAAUGCAAUCAAAAAAAAAAAGUUCGCAC